Messenger RNA from Athalia rosae (coleseed sawfly), 2016 nucleotides. RefSeq lists its product as uncharacterized. The record is from RefSeq and is a predicted model, not a curated record. Lineage: Eukaryota; Metazoa; Arthropoda; Insecta; Hymenoptera; Athaliidae. The coding region runs from base 1 to 2016 and encodes 671 amino acids. The transcript has a single exon.
AUGGCCAAUUUAAUCGCGUUGAGGCACGCACGAGGACAAAUCAAGGGCAGGAUAACUCGAUUCGCUACAUGGCUCAACUCCUUCGAUCCACUCACAGGUGACUUCGGAAGCUUGCUAUCACGGCUUGACGAAGCAGCUAAUAUCAUAGCAGAGUUCAACGAAAUGCAGAAUAAGAUCGAGGCAAUUGACCAAGAAUCGAAUCACGAUGAAGAACGCCUUAACUUCGAAGAUUCCUACCACACCACAAUAGGUAGGGCAAAAACGCUCUUGCAACGUCACACCAGUGCUACGCCCAACUCGGUAAUCACAAAUCAAACCGGAAAUAUAGAUUAUCCAAUGAUCGGUUCUGGCAUAAAAUUACCAACGAUGAGCUUACCUACGUUCAACGGUAAUUAUAACCAAUGGCUAAAUUUCCGCGAUACGUUCAAGGCUUUGAUCCAUGACAACCCAGCGAUAGCCGAUAUCCAAAAAUUCUACUACCUGCGGUCUUCACUUAAAGACACCGCAGCAGACGCGAUCGAUUCGUUAACAGCAUCCGCGGAAAACUACAAAACUGCAUGGGAAAUGCUGACGAAACGAUUCAACAACACGAAGCUCAUGAUAAGUCGGAAUCUUCAAUCGUUAGCCGAAACUCCUUCGAUACCGAAAAAAUCGGGUCCAGUGUUACGACAAAUGCUUGAUCACGCUCAGAAGCUCUCGCGGUCCUUGAAGAUUCUGAAGGCAAAUACGUGGGACGCAGUAUUCACGUAUCAUAUUAUCAGCAAGAUGGACAACACGACGAAACGCGAGUGGGAAUGCUUCACGAAGGAUAUCGACAUGCCGACAGAAGCUCAAUUAAUCGAAUUUUUGGAAGAACGGUGCGCAAUAGUGGAUACGGACGUGGCUGCAAAGACGCCAAUUAAAUUAAACUCCUCCGGUAAUGUGCGACAAUCGAACUCCAGACGGGACAAUACUAGUUUUACAGGUGUCUCAACAGACUCUUCAACGUGUAAGGUGUGUGAAAACUCCCACGAAGUGUACAGGUGUCCAGUGUUUAGGAAUUUAUCGGUCGCGUUGCGGACAACUGAAGUCAAAAAGCAUAAACUUUGUAUGAACUGUUUGAGAUUACAUAAUGGAAAGUGUACCUUCGGCCGAUGCCGAAAGUGUAACAGGUUCCAUAAUACGUUAUUACAUAUGGAUUCUGAUCAGCACACAUUAAAUGCCAAGGAAUACAGUGCACCUACACCAGAUCCAGAGCAUCCACGAUCUUCUGGCAACAAUGUUCAGAAGAUGCGACCUUCCGACGGAGCCAGUACCUCCCAAUCGACGGCCCCAUUCACAGGUGCGGUAGGCACCGCAAAAUCCCAAGUACUGCUGUCCACUGCCUUGAUUUUUGUGGAAGACAGGUACGGGAAAUUACACGAAUGUCGAGCACUUCUCGUCUCAGGGACCCAGUCAAACCUGAUGACUAGGGAACUCAGCGAUCGACUAUCCUUACCUAGGGAACGAUUCAACCUGCCAAUCGGUGGCAUCAACAAUACUUCUACGAAAGUACACGAACGAUUACAAUUAACGAUACGAUCGCGACAGCACGCCUACAAGAGCACGCUGUCGGUCCUCGUCAUCGACGAGAUUGUCACGCAGCAUCCCGCCACGUGGAUCGACGCAAAACUAUUGCGUAUACUGGAGAAUCUGACCCUGGCCGAACCAACUUUCAAUCGUCCAGGCAGAAUUGACCUCCUCAUCGGUGCAUCAAUCUUCUGGGAACUUAUAUGUGCAGGUCAAAUAAAAUUGACCGACGGACAACCCAUUAUGCAGAAAACACAGCUUGGUUGGAUUAUCUCCGGAGAAGUUGCCGUCGAACAUCACGAGAAGAAUCAGACUCACCAAGUUUGUGGAUUCGUUACCAACGAACAAAUCAACGAUCAAUUGCACCGUUUCUGGAAAUUGGAGGAAUGCAACGAAAGAUCACAUUACACACGUGAAGAACGGGCCCUAGCAAAGGUCUGCAUACUUCCCUUAGAGGAGCACGAAUAG